Suricata suricatta (meerkat) is the source of this 1967-nucleotide messenger RNA. RefSeq names its product endoplasmic reticulum protein 44 (gene ERP44). NCBI's taxonomy places the organism in Eukaryota, Metazoa, Chordata, Mammalia, Carnivora, Herpestidae. The record is from RefSeq and is a predicted model, not a curated record.
AAAGAAGUUCUGGAUGCCCCAUGACGUAUUUGGGGAGAGUGGUUCAGGACUACAUUUCCCAAUACGCUCCGAGACGGGCAGGACCCGGAAGAGGCUUGAGAGGCCUCUCUGGAAGUCGUCCCGGGUGUUCGCCGCUGGAGCUCCGGGUCCAGAGGACGAGGUGCCGCUGCCGGGACGAUCGUCCACUGCCGCCGGCUCCCGGAGCCCAGCCCUUUCCUAACCCAACCCAACCCUGCCCAGUCCCAGCCGCGGACCCCAGCGUUACCAUGAAUCCUGCCGUCUUCCUAUCAUUACCCGACCUUAGAUGCUCCCUGCUGCUCCUGGUAACUUGGGUUUUUACUCCUGUAACAACUGAAAUAACAAGUCUUGAUACAGAAAAUAUAGAUGACAUUUUAAACAAUGCUGAUGUUGCUUUAGUAAAUUUUUAUGCUGACUGGUGUCGUUUCAGCCAAAUGUUGCAUCCGAUUUUUGAGGAAGCUUCUAAUGUCAUUAAGGAAGAAUAUCCCAAUGAAAACCAAGUAGUGUUUGCCAGAGUUGAUUGUGAUCAGCACUCUGAUAUAGCCCAGAGAUACAGGAUAAGCAAAUACCCCACCCUCAAAUUAUUUCGUAACGGGAUGAUGAUGAAGAGAGAAUACAGGGGUCAGCGAUCCGUGAAAGCGCUUGCAGAUUACAUCAGGCAGCAGAAAAGCGACCCCGUGCAAGAACUUCAUGACUUAACAGAAAUCACCACUCUUGAUCGCAGCAAAAGAAAUAUCAUUGGAUAUUUUGAGCAAAAGGAUUCAGAAAACUACAGAGUUUUUGAAAGAGUAGCAAAUAUUUUGCACGAUGAUUGUGCCUUUCUUUCUGCAUUUGGAGCUGUUUCAAAGCCAGAAAGGUAUAGUGGAGACAACAUAAUCUACAAACCACCAGGGCAGUCUGCUCCAGAUAUGGUAUACUUGGGAUCUAUGACAAAUUUUGAUGGCACUUACAACUGGAUUCAAGAUAAAUGCGUUCCUCUUGUUCGAGAAAUAACGUUUGAAAAUGGAGAGGAAUUGACAGAAGAAGGACUGCCUUUUCUCAUACUCUUCCACAUGAAAGAAGAUACGGAAAGUUUAGAAAUAUUCCAGAAUGAAGUAGCCCGACAAUUAAUAAGUGAAAAAGGUACAAUAAACUUUUUACAUGCCGACUGUGACAAAUUUAGACAUCCUCUUCUGCACAUACAGAAAACUCCAGCCGACUGCCCUGUCAUAGCUAUUGACAGCUUUAGGCAUAUGUAUGUGUUUGGAGACUUCAGGGAUGUAUUAAUUCCUGGGAAACUCAAGCAGUUUGUAUUUGACUUACAUUCUGGAAAAUUGCACAGAGAAUUUCAUCAUGGUCCAGACCCAACCGAUGUAGCCCCAGGACAGCAAGUCCAAGAUGUAGCAAGCAGUCCACCUGAGAGCUCCUUCCAGAAAUUAGCACCCAGCGAAUAUAGGUACACUUUAUUGAGGGAUCGAGAUGAGCUUUAAAAACUUGAAAAACGAUUCGCAAGCCUUUCAAACAGCGGCAUCAACUUACAUGGUGGAAAUAGUAAACCUAUAUUUUCAUAAUUCUAUGUGUAUUUUUAUUUUGAAUAAACUGAAAGAAGUUUUGGGUUUUUAAUUUUUUUUCCCUCCCCCUGACUCAAAAUGCAUUGUCAUUUAAUAUAGCCUCUUUUUAAAAAUCUGUUAGGGAUAAAAAAAAAAAUAAAAAUAAAAAUCAGAGGCCUAUCUUUGCUUUAAAUCUGUCCUGUAAAAUUUUUAUAAAUCAAGUGAAAGGUGACAUUGCCAGAAACAGACCAUGCACUCGCACUGCUAGGUUAGGAAGGACGGAGGGAUGUUUCCUGUGUGGUAUGUGCUUUUCUUCACAUAUGAUCAGUUCUGUUGGUAUUUUCAUUAUCACAUUCCUCAAAGCUAAGAGGGUCUAUAUUCUGGAUAUGGGGAGGGGAAUAAAUUAAAAUUUUCACACUG